GUGAAAGAAAGUCUCUGAGUCUGCAUGUGGUUAAGAGAAUCCCAUAAAUGUGACUGUGAUAAGCACAGUUUGAUAUUUUUAAACAUGAACACAAGAGACUUCACUCUAGGUGUGCUGACACUGGCGGGGAUGACUGCUUUAGCCAAUUACAGAAAUCUUGUCUAGGCCCUCUAGAGAUGACUCACUCAGUGGGGAAUGCAGAUGAGCGAUUGAGCUUAAAGGGCAGGAAAGUCCAGUAAUAAUUUAAAGCCCCCUCAAAGUUUCAUUCUUUGAAUAUUUGGCUCUUUUCAGUGUUGAAUGUUCACUGACUUUAGACAGAGGAACUCGGGGUUCAGUAAAGAGGAGAAUCAUGACGAGCUUCCAUCCUUUCUAGUUCUUCUUGAUACUUCAGAUUGAAGAUGACAGAAGCAUCAACAGAAACAACGCCCAUGUAUGACUAUACGAGCAACUGUGACAAUUCCAGUUCAGACGUCCAAGAUGGAUCAAAGUUCUUUUUAGUUCUUUACUGCAUGAUGUUUGGCUUUGGUUUGCUUGCCAACUGCACAGUUCUGUGGGUUCUCAUUCAGCACAUAAAGCUGAGGAUGAUGACGGAUGUGUUACUCCUCAAUCUGGUUAUGUCUGACCUUCUACUAGCCGUGUCUCUGCCCCUCUGGAUUCUCAAAUCCCAGAGUGUUGCAUUGUGCAAAGUGGUUACAGGAAUCUAUCAGCUAGGAUUCUACGGUGGAACUUUCUUUGUGACCCUGAUGAGUGUGGACCGUUACCUGGCCAUCGUCCAUGCUGUGGCAGCCAUGCGAGCCCGGGCACUUCGUUACGGAAUCAUAGCGAGUGUUGUCAUCUGGACUGUAUCCGUGAUCUUGGCGGUCCCUCAAGUAGCAUUUGCCUCCUUGGAAACAGAAGAUUCUGAGACUUUUGAAUGCCAUCCAGUGUACCCAGAGGAAACAAUAGAGUUCUGGAAAAAGCUGCGAAACUUCAGCGAAAACACAGUGGGCAUUUUCUUGUGCCUCCCAAUCAUGAUUUUUUGCUAUGUGAAGAUCCUUCUGGUUCUGUCCAAAUCCAGGAACUCAAAAAAAGACAAGGUGGUAAAGCUGAUCUUCACAGUGGUGUGUGUGUUCAUAGCGUGCUGGGUUCCCUACAACAUUUUGGUUUUCCUGCAGACACUAGAGCAACUUGAGAUCCUGGAUGACUGUGAGGUCUCAAACAACAUCAGCAGAGCCAUGCACGUCACUGAGACCAUUGCGCUUUCUCACUGCUGUUUAAAUCCAAUCAUCUACGCAUUUAUGGGGGAGAAGUUCAGGAAGUCGCUGGGCAAUGCUUUAAAGAAACACUUCUGUCAUAAGAGCAGAAGGUCUUUGAGCCACAGAGACACCACAGAGAAUGAGACAUCCAACACAGGUGUUAGGUCCACCUAUUAAAUUCGUGUGUGGUAAAGGUGUUUGAUUGUGGAUAGGCAUUGAAUGUGCAUGAGUCACCAUGUUUGCUGAAGAAUUUUUUUUAAACUAAAGAAUCACAAAGCUUGUGUAGGUGUGCGUAUGCACAUCGGUGGAGACUAGAUGAAUGCAAGAAUGUGGUUAAGGCUGACAAGAUAAGAAAAGUUCUGAGUAUUUGCCAUAACUACAGAAAAAUUCAUUCUGAAAGUGAGAAAAGGUUUAGAAGUGUAUAAAGGUGUUAUUCCUCACUUUUUAUUCAGUUAUUGUGUGUGUAACCCUUAAGUCAAUUUGUAAAUUAAA
Oryzias melastigma (Indian medaka) is the source of this 1727-nucleotide messenger RNA. Its product is annotated as C-C chemokine receptor type 4. NCBI's taxonomy places the organism in Eukaryota, Metazoa, Chordata, Actinopteri, Beloniformes, Adrianichthyidae. Gene Ontology annotation, molecular function: chemokine receptor activity. Gene Ontology annotation, cellular component: membrane. The record is from RefSeq and is a predicted model, not a curated record. Gene Ontology annotation, biological process: immune response; G protein-coupled receptor signaling pathway; chemotaxis. The transcript has 4 exons. The coding region runs from base 399 to 1412 and encodes 337 amino acids.